Messenger RNA from Racocetra persica, 428 nucleotides. Lineage: Eukaryota; Fungi; Glomeromycota; Glomeromycetes; Diversisporales; Gigasporaceae. The record is from the annotation of a GenBank genome assembly.
GAACUUCUAAAUCUUAUUCUGCAUUAUUUACGAAUGCGAACUGGCCAGUAUUAGGAGGUAGUUCAUCAUCAGCUCAGACUUCUCAAUCUAUCAUUUGGAUGAAUGAAUGCAGGUGUCAAUCGAAAGCUCUUUAUGAAGAUACCAACAAUGAAUGUAUUCAAAAUGACAAAACCGGAAGAAGAAGUGGAGGUAUAUACAGAGAGGUUACUAGCAACAGAUCUCUUGGAAAGAGACGAUAUAGUACGACUACCGUUAGUAGUCAGUCAAGUAUUUUACACGAGUUAACUUAUUUAAAUACGCGCAGUUCACCUAUACAUAAACGUAAUAAACGUGAUUCGUCAUCUUCUGCUGAAAAUCAUGAUGAUUCUAAUGUCCUAGAACGACACGUAAGAAAUAAUAUCCUAACCAUUAAUGAAUUAAAAUCCCAG